Molecule: messenger RNA, 1516 nt
Organism: Pristis pectinata (smalltooth sawfish)
Lineage: Eukaryota; Metazoa; Chordata; Chondrichthyes; Rhinopristiformes; Pristidae
Gene: cryl1
Product: crystallin, lambda 1
Exons: 8
Coding region: 37-990 (317 amino acids)
Biological process (GO): fatty acid metabolic process
Molecular function (GO): L-gulonate 3-dehydrogenase activity; NAD+ binding
Source: RefSeq, a predicted model, not a curated record
UUGCGUACGGUUGGUUUUAUCUUGAGAAAAGUCAAUAUGAGCGGGUGUGAAAAGGGCAACAUUUUGAUUGUAGGAAGUGGAAUCGUUGGACGGAACUGGGCCAUGGUGUUUACAAGUGCAGGGUACAGAGUCAGUCUUUAUGAUACUGUUCAUCAACAGGUCAUCUGCGCAAUCGCAAGUAUAAGACAGCAGCUGAAUGAAUUUGAAAGGAAUGGCAAUCUUCGAGGAAUCUUCAAACCAAAAGAACAAAUGCUCCUGAUCAGUGCCUGCAGUGAUCUUGCCCAAGCAGUAGAGGGUGCCAUUCUCAUCCAGGAAUGUGUUCCUGAAAACUUGGAACUGAAGAGGAAGGUUUUUCAAGAGUUGGAUGAACUUAUGAAUGAUGAUGUGAUUCUCAGCAGUUCUACCUCUUGUCUUUUACCUUCAAAACUAUUCAGUGGCCUCAAACAUGUUAAACAGUGCAUUGUCUCUCAUCCUGUGAAUCCAACCUACUAUAUACCCCUGGUUGAACUAGUUCCUCAUCCUGAAACACAUCCUGCUGUUCUGGAACAAACCUACACGCUCAUGAAAGAUAUUGGCCAGUCACCAGUCAAGCUGACCAAAGAAAUUGAUGGAUUCGUUUUGAAUAGAAUUCAAUAUGCAAUUAUUGGAGAGUCAUGGAGACUUGUUAAGGAUGGUGUACUGUCACCUGAAGAUGUAGACCUUGUGAUGUCUGCUGGUUUAGGAAUGCGCUAUGCCUUUAUGGGACCUUUUGAAACUCUUCAUCUUAAUGCAGAAGGGCUCAAGAGUUACUGUGAACGGUAUGACGAAGGUUUGAAAAGAGUCUUAUCAUCAUUUGGACCUGUUCCUGAAUUUUCUGGUGAAGUUAUGGAGAAAAUUAACCAGGCAAUGUCUCAGAAAACUCCAUCUGAUCCAGAAAGCCUCAAUGCUCGAAGACUAUGGAGAGACGCUCAUCUGGCUGCUCUGGCAAAGUUGAAAUCAGAUUGCAAGUGAAAUGUAUCCCUAAAGAUUCUAUCAAGAUUGAUAUCUUGUAUCUAUAACCUGUAUUACUCUGCAUCAUAAGUUGCAAUUAUAUAAAAUUACAUUAACACUAGAUUACCUGCUCAUUUAAUACCUUAUUAAAUUUUUGCAUAUGCUCAAAUAUAUUUAAAUUUAUAUUAACUUCUUAGAAAUAGCUGUAAUAGUUCAAUCUUGCCCUUCAUACUCAUUGAAAUUUUCUAGUAUAAUUUCAUCCAUUAUAAGCUGAAUCUAAGUGGUAAUACACUUUAAGCUUGUAUUUUUACGUAAAGCAGAUCAAUUUACAAAGUUGGUGAUUUCUACAUUAUACUGUAGAUUAGAAUUUUGAGCUUGAUGAUGAACUCGACUAUUUAUUCACAAUUUCUCUAAAAUUAGUAUUGUGAAAAAUAAACCCAGUUUUACUUUCUCUCUUUUGUGGAAUAAGUGGGUUCUUUUAGAUGAAAGUUUUGUGUUUUUAUUAAGCAAUAUAAUGAAUAAAGAGUUAACGUCACAGUGGCUCAUC